AGCCGGUGUGUGAGAAAUAACGGUCAAACAGAGAGAAGAAGAAAGUCACGUCUUCUUUCGAAGGUCACGAUGGCAGCACGACGGGUUGCGAAGGAAGUUCCAGCCUGGCAGAAAGCUCUGGCCAAAUGGGCAUAUAACAGAUCUUACUUCAAUCAGAUAGGUCUGAUGCGAGAUGACAUCCUUGAUGAGUCAUCCGACGUUAAGGAAGCUCUGCGCCGGUUACCGAAGGACGAGUACGACGCCCGCAUGUUCCGAAUUGUCCGGGCUCUUCACCUCAGUGGCAAGAAGGAAAUUCUACCUAAAGCGGAAUGGACAAGUUACGAAAGGGACGUGAAGUAUCUAACACCGUACCUGGAGGAGAUUCAGAAAGAAAAACAAGAGAAGAGAGAAUGGAACAAACAGUAGCCAGACGUGUGCCAUCUUUCUGUGUGUAGAACUGUGUGAAAGUGACUUCAGUCCUACAAGGGCUAGACGUUUAUAAAAUUGCAGUGAUUACUGGAGAAAAACAAUGCUGGGCAAUAUGUUCCGUGCAUUUACAUUUGAUGUGAGAAAUUUUUAUAGAAAAAGCAGGGUUGGGGGAAGCUUUUUAAGUUUUAGAAAAAAAAGUUUAUAUUAAGCAGAAGGAACCAUGUUAGUGAAUAAAUUAUAUAACUGCUGAUUUUUUUUAAUGGAGGUUAGCCACAUUAAAAUUACAUUUGACUAAAAGAAAUUAGCAUAAAUUACUGAUUUUUCGGAGAAAAUAUUCAAAAUUUCUGGACUUGCCUAAGAGUGAAAUACCUAUAUUUAAUAGUGUAAAGCCUGUUUUGGAAUAGUUAAAUUGAUAUUAGUGGCAACUUUUAUUAAAGUUCCGUUUAUAAAACAGCCAAGAUUUCACUUCUGUGUCUUGAAUGUAGGCAGUAAUUAACACAUGUAAAUACAGGUUAUUAAUUUAACAAGUUGGACGAAACAUUUAGAAUCGGAUUAAAGAUUACUAAACUAUUGUUA
This is a messenger RNA of Gigantopelta aegis, 984 nucleotides long. Its product is annotated as cytochrome b-c1 complex subunit 7-like. The transcript has 4 exons. Gene Ontology annotation, biological process: mitochondrial electron transport, ubiquinol to cytochrome c. The record is from RefSeq and is a predicted model, not a curated record. Lineage: Eukaryota; Metazoa; Mollusca; Gastropoda; Neomphalida; Peltospiridae. The coding region runs from base 70 to 405 and encodes 111 amino acids.